This is a messenger RNA of Linum trigynum, 2529 nucleotides long. The record is from the annotation of a GenBank genome assembly. Lineage: Eukaryota; Viridiplantae; Streptophyta; Magnoliopsida; Malpighiales; Linaceae.
UGUCAAGCAAUUGAAAAAAAAAAGAGUGGGCAAAAAAGAGUUGCCGUGUAUGUGUUCUCUACAAUUUGAGAGUUCACAAUUAUAUUCAAAGUAUAAGGCUUAUGUGAGUGCUUCCUAAAUUGAGUGAUUAAACACCAUAUGUUUCCUUUGUAUUGAUCCUAAAUCAUACCACAUUUCCGCUAAUCCCCAACAAAUUUGGUAUCAGAGCUUAUACCCUUCUUUCCUCUCAAAAAUCCCCAAAUUUCUAGCCUACACAACUUUCUCAAAAAUCCAUGGCAACAACUUCCUCAAACACCAUGUUUGCUACCUCUUCUAAUCAAAUUCCCAUUUUCGAUGGAAAAUUGUACGAGUACUGGAGUGCCCAAAUGGAGCCAAUUUUCAUCUCUCAAGAUCUGUGGGAUAUAGUCCAAGAUGGUUAUGAAAGUCCCCAGGAAGAUGAUGAAGACUCGAAGAAAUGAUCAGGCAAGCAGACAAAGGAGUACAAGGAGAAUGCUAAGCAAAAUGCCAGCGCCUUGAGAAUCAUUCAGCAAGCAGUGAGCAAAUCAAUUUACCCGAGAAUCUAUGGCAUCAAAAAGGCCAAAGAAGCUUGGGAUGUCUUGCGUGAACAAUUUCAAGGCUCUGAAAAGGCAAUCUCUAUCAGGCGCCAAAGUUUAUGGCGACAGUUCGACAACUUGAUGAUGAAGGAAACCGACACCAUCAAAGACUUCCAUUCGCGUGUGGCGGAGACAGUCAACCAAAUCAAAGCCACCGGUGAUGUCAUGGAAGAAAGAAAAAUUGUGGAGAGAAUUCUCCGUAGUUUAUCAUCAAAGUUCGAGCAUAUUGUUACUGUCAUUGAAGAAACCAAAGAUCUGGCAAAUCUACCAAUGAGCGAGUUGAUGGGCUCACUUGUAGCACACGAGCAAAGAAUGAGCCGCUUCACCAAACCGCCAUUGGAGCAAGCUUUCUCGUCAAAAGUCAACAUGGCGGAAAGUAAAUAUGCCAAAUCGGAGCAAGGCCAGAGAGGGGGGAAAUCACAAGGGAGAGGAAGAGGAAGAUCCAAUUACAGAGGAAACAACAGACAAAAUUAUCAACAACAAAGAUCGGGCUACACCGGCUCGAGUUGCAUAAUUUGCAAAAAGGUGGGUCAUGCAACAAAAGACUGCAGAUUCAAGUGCACCAAGUGCAAAAUUCAAAACCACUCCCAGAGAGAUUGCUGGUUCCAGAACAAGCAAGAAGAUGGUGAGUUAAGCGGCACCAAAAAUGAAGAAAGCAAUAUGGUGGCCUUGUCAUGCUUGAAUGGUGAGCAAAAAUCACAACUUCCCUGGAUGGUGGAUAGUGGUUGCAGUAACCACAUGACUGGAGAUCUGGAAUCCUUCACCGACAUCGAUGACAAAUACCGCUCUCAAGUCAAAUUGGGCAACGGGAAGAAGCUAAAAGUGGAAGGAAAAGGCACAGUUGUUGUAUGCACAGAAGAAGGCAACAAAACUCUCAUUCGAGAUGUUUUGUAUGUUCCGGAGCUAACUCUCAAUCUACUUAGCGUGGGACAACUGAUGCUGAAAAAUUACAAGCUAUUGUUUGAUAAUGGCGUGUGCGAGAUUAUCAACAAAGCUGACAAUUUCAUGGUGGCCAAAGUCCCGAUGAAUUCCAACAAAAUUUUCUCUCUUGCUAUGUCACAAAAUGGUGAAGUAGCAUUCAAGAGUGAAAAUCUGGAUCAAUCAUUUCUAUGGCAUCUCAGAUACGGUCAUCUCAACUUCAAAGGCCUCAAAUUGCUGAAGCAGAAAAAUAUGGUGGUGGGACUUCCCCAGAUCAACAGAGAAGACAAGAUCUGUGAAGGAUGCAUAUAUGGCAAAAUGCAUCGUUUACCAUUUCCAAAGACAUCUGGGAGAGCAAAAGCGCCACUGGAGUUGGUACAUGCAGACAUAUGCGGUCCAACCCGAACACAAUCACUCAGCGGCAAAAGAUACUUUCUACUAUUUGUAGAUGACUUCACCAGAAUGAUGUGGGUAUUCUUUCUGGAGCAAAAGUCAGAAGCUUUUCCCAAGUUCCUUCAAUUCCAAGUAGUAGCUGAGAAGGAAAGCGGCCAUCAAAUCAAAACCCUUCGAACAGAUCGUGGAGGAGAAUUUAUUUAUACUCCGUUCAUGGAGUAUUGCCGCAACAACGGAAUCAAAAGGCAGUUGACAGUCCGUUACACACCACAACAAAAUGGCGUGGCAGAGCGGAAAAACCGCACAAUUGUGGAGAUGGCGAGAAGUAUGCUCAAAGCAAAGAAGCUUCCCAACAAAUUGUGGGCAGAAGCAGUCAACACGACAAUUUACAUCCUCAAUAGAUCACCAACCAAAGCAGUACGGAACAAGACACCGAUACAUGCGUGGCACCACCGGAGGCCAUAGGUGGAUCACCUCAAAGUCUUUGGGUGCAUAGCUUAUGCACAUAUUUUUACCCCACACCGAGACAAGUUUGACCAGAAGGGAGAGAAGCUUAUCUUCACUGGCUACAGUGAUGAGUCCAAUGGCUAUCGUCUUUACAAUCCAGUAAAGAAUGAAGUGGUGG